AUGGGAGCAGACCUGAGCCAGGAGAAAGUUGAAGACAGCAGCAGCAGCAAUGCCUCUCCGCCACAGUCUACCCCCAGGGUUAAAACAUCAGCGUCCAGAACUCGCCCCAGGGGCCCAGCUGUGGGCAUAGACCUGGGCACCACCUACUCCUGCGUGGCAGUCUGCCACAAGGGAAAGGUGGACGUCCUCGCCAACGACCACAGCAAUCACACCACGCCCAGCUGCGUGGCUUUCACCGACAAGGAACGCCUGGUGGGGGAGCCGGCUGAGUUGCUGCGGGGCCUUAACCCAGAGAACACCAUCUUUGGUGCAAAGCGGCUCAUUGGCCGCAGGUACGAAGACCCGUCGGUGCAGUCCGACCUGAACCACUGGCCUUUCCGGGUAGCUGCCGGCGGUGGCGGCGAAGCCAAAGUCCACGUGUCGCACAGAGGGCUGGAGAAGUCCUUCUACCCGGAGGAAAUCUCGGCAAUGGUGCUGUCCAAGCUGAAGCAGGUGGCGGAGGCCCACCUGGGCCGCCCAGUCACGCAGGCCGUCAUCACCGUCCCGGCGUACUUCAACGACGCCCAGCGCCAGGCAACGAUCGACGCGGGCGCAAUUGCAGGGCUCAAGGUCCUGAGGCUGAUCAACGAACCCACGGCGGCUGCCAUCGCUUAUGGACUGAACGACAGCAGGCAGUGGAAGGAGAAGAGGAACAUCCUUGUAUUCGACCUGGGCGGGGGGACCUUUGACGUCUCCGUCCUCACUGCCCAGGAUGGCGUCUUCGAGGUGGUGGCCACGGCUGGGGACACGCACUUGGGUGGGGAGGAUUUUGACCGGCGGCUGGCGGACCAGCUCACCCAGGAGUUCAAGAGGAAACACAAGGAGGACCUCAGCCAGUGCAAUAAAGCAAAGCAGAGGCUGAAGGCAGCCUGCGAGAAGGCCAAGCGAGUCCUGAGCUCUAAUAUCACAGCUAUCGUCUCCGUUGAUUCCCUCUACAAGGGGGUGGAUUUCCACACAACCGUCACCAGGGCCAGCUUCGAGGACCUGUGCUCUGACCUCUUCCAGUCCACCAUGCUCUAUGUGGAGAGGGUACUGGAGGAGGCUGGCAUCAAGAAGACCCAGAUUGACGACGUUGUCCUCGUCGGGGGUUCCACCCGCAUCCCCAUGAUCCAGAGGCUCCUCUCUCAGUUUUUCGAUGGGCAAGACUUGUGCAGGGUCAUCAACCCAGAUGAGGCGGUGGCCCAUGGGGCGGCCAUCCAGGCUGCCAUCUUGACCGGCCACCGGUACCAAAGCUUGCAGAACCUGCUCCUGUUGGACGUGACUCCCGUCUCCUUGGGGCUGGAGACGGUGGGAGGCGUGAUGGACGUCGUGGUCAAGCGCAACUCUCCGAUCCCCACCAAGGAAACCAGGAACUUCUCCACCACGGAAGACAACCAAAACAGCCUCUUCUUGCAAAUCUACGAAGGGGAGCGGACGUUGACCAAACACAACCGGCUCCUUGGAACGGUCACGCUGGGCGGGCUCCAACCCGCCCCCCGGUGUGUGCCGGUAAUCGUGGUCACCUUCCACAUCGACCACAACAACAUUCUCACCGUAACUGCUACGGAGAGGUGCACCGGCAACCAAAACCAGCUGACGAUCACAGACACCCGUGGCCGAUUGGACAGAGAAGAGAUGGAGCGGAUCAUCCAUGAAGAGGAAGAGUACUGUGCUCAGGAGAAGGCCGAGCAGGAGAAGAACGAAGCCCUGAACUCUUUGGAGGCCAGCACCCUGCAGCUGAAGAGGGUGGCUGUCGAGGAGAAGGCCCUGGAUGACCGGGCGAAGAGGAGAGUCCUGGAGAUGUGCGAAGAGACUGCCGCGUGGAUGGAGGGCAACCGGAGAGCCCCGAAGAAGGAGUACGAGGAACGGAAGAGGGAACUGGAGGACGUCUGCUAUUCCAUCAUCACACACUUCAGCUCCGACGGAGGGGAUCUGUCGCAGACAAAGGGAAGAGGGAAAUGCUAGCU
Messenger RNA from Lacerta agilis (Sand lizard), 1985 nucleotides. RefSeq names its product heat shock 70 kDa protein-like. Gene Ontology annotation, molecular function: heat shock protein binding; ATP hydrolysis activity; misfolded protein binding. The coding region runs from base 1 to 1983 and encodes 660 amino acids. Gene Ontology annotation, cellular component: plasma membrane; cytosol; nucleus. Gene Ontology annotation, biological process: cellular response to unfolded protein; vesicle-mediated transport; protein refolding. The record is from RefSeq and is a predicted model, not a curated record. Lineage: Eukaryota; Metazoa; Chordata; Lepidosauria; Squamata; Lacertidae. The transcript has a single exon.